Daucus carota subsp. sativus is the source of this 387-nucleotide messenger RNA. Its product is annotated as calvin cycle protein CP12-1, chloroplastic. The transcript has a single exon. Bases 1 to 387 code for a protein of 128 amino acids. NCBI's taxonomy places the organism in Eukaryota, Viridiplantae, Streptophyta, Magnoliopsida, Apiales, Apiaceae. Gene Ontology annotation, cellular component: chloroplast. Gene Ontology annotation, biological process: negative regulation of reductive pentose-phosphate cycle. The record is from RefSeq and is a predicted model, not a curated record.
AUGGCUGCAUCAUUCUCUGGUGUGAGCCUUUCUGCUCCAGCACUCUUUAACAACAUUUCAGAUGCACCAACCAUCAAGUCCCCGUGGCUAAAACUGAGCCAGCCAUGGACCAACAAGUCCAUCCAAUAUGGUUCAGGCCGGAUGGGAGUUCGGACCAUGGCAACCCAGCCAGACCUCACAGGGAAGGUGGCUGAGAGCAUCAAGAACGCGGAGGAGACGUGUGCAGGGGACUCUGUGGAGGGAGAGUGCGCGGCUGCGUGGGACGAGGUGGAGGAGCUGGCUGCAGCAGUUAGCCAUGCAAAGGACAAGGCAAAACAAACGGACUCCUUGGAGGAGUUCUGCAAGGAUAAUCCUGAGACUGAUGAGUGCCGCACUUAUGAUAAUUGA